Haliotis rubra (blacklip abalone) is the source of this 4130-nucleotide messenger RNA. RefSeq names its product sex peptide receptor-like. The record is from RefSeq and is a predicted model, not a curated record. Gene Ontology annotation, molecular function: G protein-coupled peptide receptor activity. The coding region runs from base 2016 to 3221 and encodes 401 amino acids. NCBI's taxonomy places the organism in Eukaryota, Metazoa, Mollusca, Gastropoda, Lepetellida, Haliotidae. Gene Ontology annotation, cellular component: membrane. The transcript is spliced from 4 exons. Gene Ontology annotation, biological process: G protein-coupled receptor signaling pathway.
GUGGGAGAUCGCUCGUUACAGCGGUGGAACAUUUGGACUCGGUUCAAAGCUUCAUUGAGCAUUAAGAGCCUUGCAAUGUUUGGUGUUUCAACUUUGAGUACAGUGUAAAGAACGCCUUGAUUUCAGAAGCGUUGUUGUUGAACAUGCGGUAAAUUGGCUUUGAUGCAGUGUUUGUAUGCACUGACCCCUUUCAUUCAAACGGGAACAGACCAGGUGUGAAGAACUGCUGUCUAACGGGAUCCACGAAGACACGAUUCACGUAGUGUUUCACUCACAAAAGAAGUCGGAUACAGAUAUCGAUCAAGAUCGUCCAUCUGAACAGGUGCUUCGAGCCAGCAAGUGCUCUCGUCCACUCUCAUACUCCAGCGAGCGGUGUGCGGAGCGCAUUGGCUAUCUGGAAACGACGCUCGCCGUUAAAGAGUCUCCGUCGAGUCCAUUCUUGCCGCGGCAGUGCUGUAGAGUUGUCGCACCAACUGGAGGCACAGCGUCUGAUAUGAGAGCGGAUAUCGGAAAGGAGAUUUGAGGGCUCUCAUCUCUGGCUUCGUGUGUUUUUCUUAGUAGAAAGUGUUGCCUCUUUCCGGACUUGUACAGCCUGGCACGAGUCUUAAGUACUUCACGUUACCUUUGGAGACAUAUGUGACUGUUUGUCAUCAUCCUGUGGAUAUUUUCGUCGCCUCCCGCAGGCAAACUAUUAGUUUUGUGAUAUACUGUGCUAGGUGUUUCUGCUUGGAUUAACGUUCAACACCUGUGAAUCAAGGUAAUUUUGAUAUCAUUUCAUCAUAUGAAUAUUCAGUAAACAUUUCGUCUCCAGACUGACUUGAAUGUGCGUUGAGUUGUCAGGUUGCAUGUCAAAUAGGCGAACAUCGAACGAAUCUGCUAACGAUCCAAGACUUCGGUAAACGGUACGGGAGUUUAACGUUUCACGACGUUCAAGACACAGAUUAAAGAAUACCACCCUUGAAUUAUUACACAUUUCCUUGACAGACAUUCAGUCAGGAGCCUGCCAUUAAUUAACCAGUGAGAGAGUACGGUCACAAAGCCUUAUGUUCAAGUAAACUUGGAUAUUUACAGCUUGGGCUUCGAGUGUGUUCUGUUGCAAACAAUGUGAAGGGAAGCAAGUUUGCUUCGUGAUAACAUCGACGUCGAUGUGGUGGAGUAUUUCACGUUGCUGGAUAAUGGUCUUCGUUGUGGUCAGAAAUAGCACUGUCAGUGGUCAAGAUCAAGAUUAAGCACUUGCAAAACCUUCAUAAAACCUUCAUAAAACGUUAAGAAGACUGUGUGUGUAUAACGAUUUCAUAGGAAGGGCCAAGCGAUGGACUUCACAUAUUAACGUCAACGCCCCAACGUCAACGUCACCGCAGAAGGUUAUUGCCUCGUUCUGGUCUCGUGACGUCGCAACCUUGCCCAGCUCAACCGGGUACUUGCGUACAGCAUCGGGCGAAGCGAAAACCGGUCAAACUUGCAAGGGUGGCCACACUGUUUUCAGACUGACGUUUUUGUGGAAUAUUCUCUUUGGCAGUUUUUCAUGUUUAGUCGGAGUUGAAGUUGCGUUUACACAUUUAAAAACCAAAUGAGUGUCCGCCGAGUGUGUUUUUCAGAGGAACAAGUUAAACUAUUAUGAAAUAGAUACAGAGAUAUUAUUCAUGUGGAUGUACGAUAUUGGAGACAACGUGUGACUUCCCGGAGUUUUGGGUCACUGGAACUGUUCCACAGAUCCCGUGAAUUGAAACAUAAGAUGACUUCUGUUCGUGAAUGAGGACGAAGGAUUUCCCAGGACAUCAAUAUACUGAGUAUUAAUACUGAUUUGAUACUGUGAGUACUGACGGAAAACAUCCCUCUGAAGGAGAUUAAUAACUAUUUCGGCGUGUCUGACUUACCCACAUUUCCGCGGGACCAAAUAUUGACCACAGGUUUGUUGAACUAAUUUCUCAGCCAGAGCUUAGGAUCUGGUAACGGCGAAGUGAGCCGCUUGUAGAAUUAGCCCUCUGUUCGCCUUUAGUCGACGCCAUCAUGAUAUGAUAAAAGUGAUGAUUGACAAUAUAUCGGCAGAUUCCAAGAUGGCGACAACUGACAUGUCUACCACGUUGAAUUCAACAUGGCAUUCAACACCCCCACCAAUGAUGAAGAAAUACCUAUUUCUACCAAUGAUGUUCCCGGGGCAAUACUCGGUUCCGAUAAAUGGCUACAUCUCGCCGAUUCUCGUAUUCUUGACAAUAAUUAACAACACCUUAGUGUGCGUUGUCCUCUUGAAGCGACAUAUGCGAUCUCCCACCAACGUGCUUCUUGCAGCAAUGGCGAUCUCUGACAUGUUGACAGGUGUGUUUCCAGUUCCAAUCUUUAUCUACUUUUUUGGGACAGAACGUUUUCGAGAAAUUGUACCGUACGAAUGGUGCUUCGCAUAUAAAUACUUAUCGGAAUAUAUACCCAUCAUUUUCCACACUGCAUCAAUCUGGCUCACGAUGGCUCUUGCCAUACAAAGGUAUAUCUACGUAUGUCAUUCGUUCCGAGCAAGAACGUGGUGUACGAUACCAAACGUGAUCCGAGGGACAGUUGUUAUAUAUUUCAUCGCCAUACUUAGUCAGCUUUGUAGGUUCUUCGAAGAGGAGAUAACUCCGAUUGCGCUUCCUUCCGAACUCCACCCAAACCAGACUGUGAUUGGCUGCGAAUUUGGCCACCGGAAGUGGGUUGCCGGGAAAUUAGAUAUAUAUUAUAACAUCUAUUUUGGAUUUCGGGUGAUUUUCAUCCAUUUAGUUCCGUGUAUUUCCCUCGUCGUUAUGAACGCGUUGUUGAUUUACGCCAUGCGUUGUGCGCAACGUCGGCGUAUGCAAUUAUUACGCCAGAACAAAAAAAGCGAGUCAAAAAAGUUGAAAGAUAGUAAUUGCACGACGUUGAUGCUUGUAGCUGUCGUUGGGCUGUUCCUUCUUGUGGAAUUCCCCCUCGGUAUACUUAUGAUUAUCAUGAUCGUGGAAAAUACGUUCCACUUUUCAAUCAUCGAGAGGGAGACGAUGAACAUCCUGUCCCUCAUGUCCAACUUCUUCAUCCUCCUUAGUUAUCCCCUGAACUUCUUUAUUUACUGCGGAAUGAGCAAGCAGUUCAGGGAGACAUUUAAACGCCUGUUCACUGGAGGCCAAGUUCAGCUGGACCGAGACUACUCCCAGUACAUGACCUUGCCGACGGAAAAUGGUAAAACGGCCGUUACUGGUGACGAAACCGCACUUUAAUUGAAAGUGGCCUAAUUUACGGUUAUUACUGAAAGAAAUUGUCGAUGUAGUUCCGGAGUGAAUGGAAGGCUGCAGGCCGACGCCCCUGAUUGGCGUGACGUUCACAAAGACGACGACGUGUGUUUUCACGGAAUAAUCGCCAGAACAUCAAAGGGCUUUCUGUUUGUUAUGGAAAUAUUUUUUUUUGAAACUGGAAUGACCUGUGUCCCCCUUGCCAACUGACCAGGAACACAAUGGACCAUGUUUUACAGAGGGAUACCGCCGUACCUGCUUGUUUUUUCCUAACGCUACGAGUGUUGACAGAGGCAUUGGUAUGACUGCACUAAUAUGGACAAAUCUAAGUUUUGUACGCUUUUUCUUUGCACAUCACCCCGUGACAUGCUUCAAAGGUGACAUAUAUAUUGUAGCGCGUGUUUGAUUCUUUUUCCUGCUCUGUUGCCAUGACUACAAAUUUCAUAACAUCACCCGGAAACAUAUUCAUUGUGCCAAUCAGAAGACAUACAUGAACCUUAGCUUCUGUAGUCGUCAAGUGUAGACUAGUUAAGCAGUGGAAAAUAGCAGGCUGAUUUAUCUCCCUUUGGUACAGCCUUGACCCCUCUGUACCUGAAAGCGAGGCCAGUAUGGCGCCUAUUUAUCAGCCUGAUAUUAAACUGUUUUGAUAGUCUCCUCGUUGUAUAUUCUCAUGAAAUCACCACACAGUAACCACAGACUUAUCUUUCAUGAUCAGUAUUAUUUGAUAGUUAUGAAAGUGUUUCAUAUGAAAGCAUAUUAUAUAUCUACAGACAGGUGUCUUUCUGGCCAGAGUGUAUACACAUAUAUUAAAUAUAUUAUAUAUCUAUAUCUAUACAUAUGUGUGCCCGUCUACUUUUCCUGCUGCAUGUCGUCCUGCGAAUAAACUAUUUAAACGUU